AUGUUCGAAGCCGAUAACGAGGAAGACGAACGUGAAGAUGAGUUCACCAAGUCGUACCAUCGUUAUGACUCGUUUGCCCCGGUGCGUCAUGAAGCCCAAGUCAAGUACUUUAUUGAUGGUCACGAUUACUGCUGGGCAGUAGCGGAGGCUAUUGAGAACGCGCGCCAAGUCAUCUUCAUCGAGGAUUGGUGGCUGUAUCUCCGCCGUCCUCCUGCUAAAUACCCCGAAUACCGCAUUGAUAACUUGUUGAAGCGAAAGGCUGAAGAAGGUGUCAAGAUCUUUGUCGUUGUUUACAAGGAAGUUUCCAUGGCAUUGACCAUCAACAGCGAGCACACCAGGGAUGUUUUGGAGAACCUUCAUGAAAACAUUAUUGUCCAACGUUCGCCUGACUUUACAUUGAAGGGCUUGAACGCAUACUGGUCUCAUCACGAAAAGUAUGUUGUUGUGGAUAACAAGAUUGCUUUCUUGGGUGGUCUGGAUCUCUGCUUUGGUCGCUGGGAUACGCAUGCUCAUCACCCAGGUGACUUCUUUGAUGGAACUGGCCAUGAGAUCUUCCCUGGUCAGGACUAUAACAAUGCUCGCGUUCGUGAUUUUGAAGGAGUUAACGAAUGGGACCGUCGUUUAAUUGACAAAACCUCGCUUCCCAGAAUGCCUUGGCACGAUGUUUCGCUUUGUAUGGUUGGUGGCCCUGUCCUUGACGUAGGCCGUCACUUUACUGAACGCUGGAAUUACAUCAAGACCAAAAAGAACAUGGACAAUGAGCGCGUCUUGUUCUUGAAGCCAGCCUUGGGUGGUUUUGGUCAUCAUCAACACUUUUCUAUUCCCGACGACGCGGACGAAGUUGCUGCCCAUCGUACGUACCGCUUUAUGCACGGUACACGUGAUGUGAAGGGUACAUGCCGUACCCAAAUCCUUCGUAGCGCAGGCGACUGGAGCUUGGGUUUGGAUGAGACCGAACAUUCGAUCCAGAAUGCAUACAUUGCUGCUAUCCACGGAGCUGAGCACUAUAUUUACAUUGAGAACCAGUUUUUCAUCACUUCAACCGAGAAGGAUGACGACUUUGUGAUCAAAAACGCGAUCGGUGAAGCUAUCGUGAAGAGAAUCAACCGUGCCCAUGAAGAGCGCGAACCCUUCAAGGUGUACGUGUUGAUGCCAUUGAUGCCUGGUUUCCCUGCAGAGCUUAGCACCAAGGAAGCUUCCAACCCCAGAAUGAUCAUGCAUUACCAGUACAUUUCGAUCUGCCGUGGUGGUCGCAGUAUCAUUGAAAAGCUCGAGCAAAACGGAAUCAACGCCAGCGACUAUAUUAGUUUUUACAGCUUAAGAAACUAUGACAAGAUCGCCCGCCAAAAGACAGAAGAAAUGCUAGCUCAAGUGGAUGGCUAUUCCAAGUCUUACAACAACGGCUAUGGACAAGGCGUUGAAGGAGAAGUUGAAUAUGCUGCUGUCUCUGAAGUGGGCGACGGACGAGAAGAUAAAAACCAUGACUUUGUUUCGGAAGAGCUGUACAUCCACUCCAAGCUUCUUAUUGUUGACGACCGUCUCGUCAUCAUGGGCUCGGCUAACUUGAACGACCGUAGUCAGUGCGGUGAAAGAGACUCAGAAAUUGCGUUGUUGGUUGAAGACCAAGAUAUGAUUCCCUCCCAAAUGAAUGGCAAAUAUUAUGAAGCCGGCCGAUUCGCCGCCACACUCCGCCGUCAAUUGUGGAAGGAGCAUUUGGGCUUGCUUACGGACUAUGACAGACCAUUGGACGAAGUGACCGACGAUAUGCUUCCAUUGCCUGUGCCUCAGGUCGACCACACCGAGUCCGAAGAAGAUCGCUUGGUGAUGGAUCCGCUUUCCGAAGAGACCAUUAACUAUGUCAGCGAGAUUGCUGCCAACAACACCGAUGCCUUCCGCCAGGUGUUCCACUGCGUUCCUGAGGACAGUGUACACAACUGGGAUGAGUACAAAGAAUUCUACCCCGACCAAGGCAGAGUGGAGAUCGGCCACGUCUAUGACCGUGACAUGCCCGUGGAAGAUAUCCGGGAUCAACUUAGCCGUGUGCGAGGCCAUCUAGUCGAGUUCCCUCUCGAGUUCUUGAAGGAUGAGGAUCUUGCUGGCGAAUCCAUCCCCUUUAUUACGAAUAUGAUGGAAGAGCUGUACACUUAG
Zychaea mexicana is the source of this 2148-nucleotide messenger RNA. RefSeq lists its product as uncharacterized. Gene Ontology annotation, molecular function: D-type glycerophospholipase activity. Gene Ontology annotation, biological process: cell motility; phosphatidic acid biosynthetic process; intracellular signal transduction. NCBI's taxonomy places the organism in Eukaryota, Fungi, Mucoromycota, Mucoromycetes, Mucorales, Lichtheimiaceae. The record is from RefSeq and is a predicted model, not a curated record. The transcript has 14 exons. Bases 1 to 2148 code for a protein of 715 amino acids.